GAGCCCAAGGGGAGAUCACGCAGGGAAUCCCGCGUUUCACCGCUGUGCUGCUCAGCGCCCUGGACUGGACACAGCGGUCGCGGGUAUCCAGGGCUCUGCGAGGGCGCCCCUGCCCCGCCCCACAUGGGGUCCGCGCGCGUCAGCGGCUCGGUGAGGGCGCACCCGGAACCGGUCUGAGAGGAGCGCGGCGGCGGCGGCGGCCCGUGGCGAAAGUGCGGCUGCGGAAGCGCGGCGAGGCCGGCGGCGCGAAGGAGGAAGUCCGGGGAGGCGCGGGAGCUGGGGGUCUGCGGCGCCGAGCGGACGCCAUGGGCCGCCUGCACUGCACGCAGGACCCCGUGCCCGAGGCCGUGGGCGGCGACAUGCAGCAGCUGAAUCAGCUGGACGCACAGAAGUUCUCAGCCCUGACGGAAGUACUCUUCCACUUCCUAACUGAGCCAAAAGAGGUGGAAAGGUUUCUGGCUCAGCUCUCUGAAUUUGCCACCACCAACCAGAUCAGUCUCGGUCCCCUCAGAAGCAUCGUGAAGAGCCUCCUCCUGGUUCCAAAUGGUGCCUUGAAGAAGAGUCUCACAGCUGAGCAGGUCCGGGCUGAUUUCAUAACUCUGGGUCUCAGUGAGGAGAAAGCCACUUACUUUUCUGAAAAGUGGAAACAGAAUGCCCCCACCCUUGCUCGAUGGGCCAUAGGUCAGACUCUGAUGAUUAACCAGCUUAUAGAUAUGGAGUGGACAUUUGGAGUGACGUCUGGGAGCAGCGAACUGGAAAAAGUGGGAAGUAUUUUUUUACAAUUAAAGUUGGUGGUUAAGAAAGGAAAUCAAACUGAAAAUUUAUACAUAGAAUUAACCUUGCCUCAGUUCUACAGCUUCCUGCACGAGAUGGAGCGAGUCAGAACCAGCAUGGAGUGUUUCAGCUGAUUUCUGUCCCCCUGCAUCUCCACCUCACACCCCCACCCGCCCCCUCCUCCUCCCUGGUGACUGCUCAGAGAGACCUCUCGCUCCCAGGCCUGUGGCCGCUCCUUUGGGCCUGCUUGCCUCUUGGGAGCCCAGGUGCAAAGGUUUCUGAAAAACAAAGGAUUAAGUACUUAAGGAGCCUGACAGGCUGGUCCUGAAGAGUCUUUGUUGAGGGACCCUCCACGACCUAUCUCCCAGGUCACCGUUUAGAUAUUCAGAGAAAAGAUUGCAUCUCAGAUGCAGGGGAGGAAAUAAGUUGAGUCACCUCCCUUUCAAA
Molecule: messenger RNA, 1221 nt
Organism: Balaenoptera musculus (blue whale)
Lineage: Eukaryota; Metazoa; Chordata; Mammalia; Artiodactyla; Balaenopteridae
Gene: COMMD7
Product: COMM domain containing 7
Exons: 9
Coding region: 306-908 (200 amino acids)
Biological process (GO): negative regulation of DNA-templated transcription; tumor necrosis factor-mediated signaling pathway
Molecular function (GO): NF-kappaB binding
Source: RefSeq, a predicted model, not a curated record